AUGGCGGAUUCGUCUAGUUCAGCAGCGCCCGCUGGGGCUGCUAAGCCCAAGGCUGCUCCCAAGCCACCCAACCCGGUCUUCAAAAUGAUGGGUCUGCCGAACAUGAGCUUUAAGCUUCCUUCCCGAAACUGGAUGAUCUUUUUCACUAUCACCGGAUCCUUUGCCGGUGCUCUGAUCUACGACCGUCGAGAGAAGCGCCGCGCGCAGCAAAAGUGGAGUGAGCUGGUGGCCCAUCUCGCAAAGGAGCCACUGCCUGUUGAGGAGAUGCGCCGCAGGCUGACUGUCUACCUUGCUGCACCACCGGGCGAUGGCCUGAAAGUCGCUAGGGAUCAUUUCAAAGAAUAUGUGAAGCCCAUCCUGACGGCCGCGGCUUUGGACUACACUGUGGUGGAGGGCCGACGGGAAGGCCAGGUGCGCGCCAGCACAGCGGAGAACAUCCGAAAGCUGAGGCGCAGGGCCGGUGAGCCGAGCACAGAUGCUCACGACCCUAGCGUCGACGAGGUUGUGCUGGCGAAACGGGAUUCCAUUGGGAUUCAUGAUGAGCCCGGUCCUAAGGGUGAUUUGGUAAUCGGUCGACACGCCUGGAAGGAGUAUAUCCGGGGCUUACAUGAGGGCUGGCUAGGCCCCAUGGAUGCUCCAGUCCCUCCGGCUGAGGAGAUCACUGUUCCCGAGGUGUCCGAAGAGCCCAUCCAGGAGAUUGCGGCUGGAGACGCUCCGAUCGAGACCCCGUCUCAGUCUCAGGUGCAGACUCUCGAAACACUUGAGAAGAAGCUUGAAGAUGAAAAGCUAGAGGAAAAGAAGGAUGAAAAGAAAGAAGAGGAAAAGCCAUCCAAACCUACCGGACCUAAGCCUGCCUAUAUCACAACCGCCGAAUACCCCUCCGCUCAACUCUCCCCUGCUAUCCCUCAAUCUUUCGACAGCUCCGUCCCCAUCGAAUUCCCUCACAUCCUCGGCUUUCUGAACACCCCCAUCCGCAUGUACCGCUACCUCAACCAGCGUCACCUCGCCGAGAACAUCGGUCGUGAGGUUGCCGGUCUCGUCCUCGCCAACAGCUCGAGGCCCUACCGCGACGAAUCCUUCAGCGUCGACUCUGAGCUUACCGGUGCAUCCGUCGACUCCGCUACCGACCUUGCGCGCGGUCACGAGCUGCAAACUGUCUUGGUGAAGGAAGAAGAGUCCUGGCACAAGUCCGUGCAUAAGCGCGAUGAUGAAGAGCAGGAGCGCGAGUGGCUGGAUGAUAUCGUCCUGGACCCUCGUAUCUCCUCGCGCAUGAACACCGCGAUUCUUUCUCCUGAAGAUGAGGCUCGCUCUCAGCGCAUCGCUGAGCACCAGGAAUACAUCCUUGGUGAACAGCGUCCGCCGCCCGUCCCCUUCUGGAAGAGCAUGUGGAUUAAGUACGGAUACGGUGAGGAUGAGGAGACCAUCCGCCGCAAGCCAAUCAUUGGCAAUCUCGAUGGUGAGUUUGAUGCGUAA
This is a messenger RNA of Penicillium pulvis, 1473 nucleotides long. Its product is annotated as Tim22-complex subunit TIM54. The transcript has 2 exons. Gene Ontology annotation, biological process: sphingosine biosynthetic process. Lineage: Eukaryota; Fungi; Ascomycota; Eurotiomycetes; Eurotiales; Aspergillaceae. Bases 1 to 1473 code for a protein of 490 amino acids. The record is from RefSeq and is a predicted model, not a curated record. Gene Ontology annotation, cellular component: cytoplasm; membrane; intracellular membrane-bounded organelle.